AUGGUAGGAGAGGUCAGGGGUGAUCAAGCCCAGUCAAGAUCCUGUUACGUCGAAAUGGUCAAGAUAGCCGAGAAAGGGCGACGCGACACUUUCAAUAAAGAGGACUUGGGAGACGAGAAGCGCCCCCGAAUCGAUCCGGAAGAUAAGGUUAAUCAUGUACAACCCAUGGAUGAAUUAAUGACAAUUGACCUUGUCCCCGACAUGUCGAAACAAACCCGGAUAAGCAAAGACCUAGAACCACCUCUCCGAGACGAGCUGAUAGCAUUAUUACGAUCUAACGAAGACAUCUUCGCAUGGCAACCAAGUGACCUAACCGGUAUCGCACCUCGUACUGCUGUGCACAGGCUCAAUUUGCGACCUGAGUGCAAACCCGUCAAGCAAAAACGGCAACACUUCGGCAUUGAAAAAGACGAGAUUAUAAAAAAAGAAGUCCAACGACUUCUGGACAUUGGACAUAUUAGGGAAAUCCAAUUCCCCACAUGGUUGUCCAACGUAGUGUUAGUGCAGAAGGCCAAUGGUCAGCGGCGAAUGUGCAUUGAUUUUAGGGACUUAAACAAGGCCUGCCCAAAGGAUGAUUAUCCCUUACCUCGUAUAGACCAACUUGUAGAUGCCACUGCGGGAUGCGAGCUACUCAGUAUGAUGGACGCCUCACAAGGAUACCACCAGAUCCCGUUAGAUGAAAAGGAUCAGCCGGCAGUGAGUUUUAUCACCGCCACGGGCACCUACUGUUACGUGGUGAUGCCUUUCGGUCUGAAGAAUGCAGGGGCCACGUAUCAGAGAUUGAUGGAUAGAAUGACUCUUGGGUUGCCCAAUUUGCAUUUGAGCAGCAUCAUUUUGGCGCCGUCUGUGGGAAUGCAAACUCGAUCACGUGACACGGGCGGAGAUGGUCAAGGUAAUCUCAAUUCGCCUCAACAAGGAGCCGGCGUCGGGAUCCCGGAUCCGCCUCGAAGAAAGCGGACGGCAGGAGGAACCAGCACUGCGGGACCUUCAGUGCCGAUCAUCCAGAUGACGGCGGAAGAAUUGCAAGCCAUGAUGGACGAGACCGCGGCCAAGGCAGCAGCUUGGGCAGCAGCGGACGCAGUAGCCCAACACAUCAGCGCUCAGGGCCAUAGUGAUUUCGAAGAGCCGAUUCUGUCAGAAAGCGAUCCCACGGAUCCCGCUCACGUCCAUGUGACUCCGCCCAUCAUAGAACUCCACGACUCUGAGGAAAGGGUGUCGUUCAGGGACCGAAGCCUUUCUUCAGAACGGGCCCCUCGAAGCAACUUGCUCCCUCUAGGGAGAAAGCGACGCGAGACCGCCGAGAGAGAAGUGGAUCUUCUCGGCCGGGUGUCCUACGCCAUGAGCCUCGAGACGAUAGACAUCGAGGACGUUCCUUUCGCCAAGGCGACUCCCCCCAAGACGAGUAUGGAAGUAGAUACUCUCAACUUGGAUGGUCUAAGCCAACUAUCAGAACGCUUCCUUAGCCAGUAUUCCAUCAACAAGAGAUACGCCAAAACCGGAUCAUACCUCUUCAAAGUCAAACAGCGCGAAGGAGAACCGUUAAGGGAUUAUGUACAACGGUUCGUCAAAGUUGUACACGAGGUGCCCAAUGUUAACCACGAUCUGCUAGCCGAUAUACUGCAACAUAACUUGAAGCAUGUUCGCUUCCAAGAAUCCAUCGCAGGCCGACCCCCGCAAACUCUGGAGGAACUUCUGAACCGCGCGGAGAAAUUUAUCCGGAUAGAGGAGGCUGUAGAGAUGGGGCUCCUCGUGAAGAGGAGGCGCGAAGAAGAACGCCAUGAUACAAAAAGGAGAGAAGAAGGACGCUCGAACCACGCCCCUACCUAUCCAAAGUUCACCCCCUUAAAAGCAAAACUCAUGGAUGUGUGGAUGGUAGCGGAGCAUAAAGGUUUAGUCCAACCCCCGAGACAGAUGAAAGAGAAUUCGAAAAGGCAAAAAUCAGAAAAAUACUGCGAAUACCAUCGAGAUCGGGGCCACACUACCGACGAAUGCUUUCAACUUAAGCAGGAAAUCGAGAGACUGAUUAAGAAAGGACACCUGGGAGAAUUCGUCGAUACCCCGCGACACCAGAAAUUCAAAAAUAAACCCCACUUCCAGCAGAAAGGAGAACAUCCCAACGCUCGAAAAGAUCGGGAGGAUGACAAUCUUCCGACUCAAGGAAUAAUUGCAGUCAUUUCCGGAGGACCCUCGAGUGGUGAUACCCCCAGCGCACGACGCGCGUCAAUGCGGGCUGCAGGAGGAUCGUACUCUACGACAGAACGUCCGGCAGGACAUGUUUACCAUGUUCAUCACCCAAACCCAGAGAUUACAUUUAGCGACGACGAUCUCGAGGGACCACGUGGUGAACACAACGAUGCGUUGGUCAUUUCAGCAUCAAUUUCCAAUUACAUGGUGAAGAAGAUUUUGGUAGACGGCGGUAGCUCGGCUGAUAUUAUAUAUUACGGCGCUUUCAAAAAGCUAGGGAUAGCCAAUGCGAAACUCGCGCCCGUGAAAACACCCCUAGUGGGUUUUGCAGGACACGCCGUCAAAGCUUUGGGAGAAAUCUCCCUAGUCUUGUCUUUGGGCUCAUUUCCACGUCGGGCAACAAACACGGUUAACUUCUUGGUCGUCAAGGCACCAUCAACGUAUAACGUAAUUUUGGGGCGGCCAAGUAUGAACCUCUUCAGAGCAAUCCCAUCAACAUAUUAUAUGAAGUUGAAAUUUCCUACGACUAACGGAAUUGGAGAAGCCGUAGGCGAUCAACGCGUAGCUCGAGAAUGUUAUGCGAAUACUUUGAGGGCACCUCAACUUCGGAACAAAAAGCAAGUGGGAGGAGGGGAUGACCCUCCCAAUUUCCUAAAGAGAAAAUGGGUGAUGGUUGUUAAAGACAACCUCAUCACCCCCCCGACCAAUCAAGAGGCCAGCGGCACGAGGUUCGCAGCAGUAGAAGAACGGAAAAGCGUAGAAUUGAUUCCGGCCGAUCAAGAUAAACUACUCUGA
Messenger RNA from Erythranthe guttata (spotted monkey flower), 2979 nucleotides. The record is from RefSeq and is a predicted model, not a curated record. Lineage: Eukaryota; Viridiplantae; Streptophyta; Magnoliopsida; Lamiales; Phrymaceae.